Messenger RNA from Pisolithus orientalis, 1610 nucleotides. RefSeq lists its product as uncharacterized. The coding region runs from base 42 to 1361 and encodes 439 amino acids. NCBI's taxonomy places the organism in Eukaryota, Fungi, Basidiomycota, Agaricomycetes, Boletales, Pisolithaceae. The transcript has 2 exons. The record is from RefSeq and is a predicted model, not a curated record.
CGCCGUACUUCUCAGUUUCCAUCAGUCAAGAAGCGGUCAAAAUGGCCGUCGCGAAGGAGAUCCUUACUGUUCAAAGCGACGGCGAAAACGCUCUGUCUUGCUUGGGGGAGAAUGGCGAAUGGUGUGACCAACAGACCUCUUCGCAUUCCCGCCGGGACGCUCUCGAGGAGGAGGAUGCAGUCAACUUUCAAAAUCAUGACUCAAACCUCAUGCUUUCGUCGCCAUCGGACGAGAUCUCUCUAAAUGUGCUCCCCUCAUGCACGGCGGGAUCGCAAGUCAAUGCCGCUACUCCGCACGCUAUACCCACCUUUGCAUGGCUUCCUCCGUGGAAACUCUUAAAUUUCACAGAAGUUCCUGGGAGGCCUCUCUUGCAUGUCCCCGAGACGCCGGGAGGAUUGAAUAGCACAUGCAUUCCGCAACCUGUUCCUCAAACUUACGCAGAGGCUCGUGUCACGGCGAUCAGGGUCAUUAUGCAACGACGACGGGCAAAAGCAUCCGUUGCUUCGCCGGGAACGUUCGAACGCAGCACAACGAUCGAGAGUGGCGUGCUCGAUUCAUCACCCGUCUUUGGGGGCAGGGAUCGUUACACGCUUUCUCUGAAGAGUAGCAACAGCCGUCUCCUGGCUUGGUCACAAUAUCAACCGAAGAUUGCCAAACCUGAACCUACGGCGACAGUAACGCGACGUACUUUAGGUGACGCGGAAGCUUCCGCGGAGAUCAAGUACGCACCUCGCAGUCAGGGAGAGGUCGUGCAUAGAUCUUCUCUCCCACUCUGCACAAACUAUCCGUUGACAGGAGUUGGAAACCUGACACCCAGAAACCAUGGCAACGCAAUCCCCUUGCAGCCUCCUCGGAGCACCGCGACCGAUGCAGUCUUGAGGUUCCCCGUGAUUACAAACCCAGCGUCACUGUACGCAAGAUCGACCAACUAUUCGCAAGUUGGACGAGAAAUUGGUUUAGCUGUAAGCACUCGAGAUAGCGAAGAGCCAAGGCAAAGUGUGCCGUCUGUGCACAGUACCAUUCUGCCCGCGCCACCCGCACUUGUUUCAGAUACUACGUCACGUGUCUUUCCACUUGCGACGAAUCUGAGACCUAACGGUGUUCAAGGUCGCGCUCGAAUCAAGGCAGCAUAUUAUGCACCGGGUGCUCACCCUCCAGCACCUACAGGAUCAAAGUGUUUCACGAACGUGACUGGGGGUGUUGGGAAUCAUAUGGCGAACCGGCAACCGAAUGAUACAGACGAGGUGCGCGCGUCGACAUGGCUGGACGUGUGGCACAAGGAAGGGGAUCUAGCACAGGCUCAGGCCUCCACGGGCGGGACACCGCCGCGAAAGAGGAGCGCAGAGGAGAAGGCAGUCUAAACACUGGUCGUCACCUCUAUCCACGUGGACACAUUGGGUCCAUGCCACAUGGAUCUCAGAUACGUAGCCCAACGUACAGGAUGGCAAGUCAUCGCCUGGUGGUGGAGCCUCGAUAGGAACGGUUUCAAAGUCGUGCACUCGAAAUGUCCUAGCAUGUGGUUUUGUAACAGGUUGAUUGUAUGUAUUAAGGUAUGAUGGCAGUGGUUUUAAAAUUAUCAAAGGAUCGACCCAGGUGGCAACCGAUGAAAU